This is a messenger RNA of Culex quinquefasciatus (southern house mosquito), 1492 nucleotides long. It is a transcript of the gene Vdup1, whose product is annotated as arrestin domain-containing protein 4. Gene Ontology annotation, cellular component: cytoplasm. The record is from RefSeq and is a predicted model, not a curated record. Gene Ontology annotation, biological process: protein transport. The transcript has 5 exons. NCBI's taxonomy places the organism in Eukaryota, Metazoa, Arthropoda, Insecta, Diptera, Culicidae. The coding region runs from base 273 to 1298 and encodes 341 amino acids.
UAUACAAUUGCAACUAGCGUAAGCGAUCAUGAUCGACUGACUAAUUUAGGUGUAGUACUGAAAAAAUAUCUGCACCAACAAGAUGCUACAAAUUACGUCUAAAUAAAAUACUAAUCUAUUGUGAAAAUGUGUUGAUGGUGCUCUUGGAAACAGUAUUGUAGUGAUAAUGAAGUGAAUUUUGUGAUCUGUUUAUAGUUAUUAGAAAAAAGUGCAACUCUUACAUUGACGACAGUAAUUGCACUAAGAAAAGUCAAUUCUACAGCCGCUGAAUCAUGCCCAGAAAACUUCUGAAAUUCCUCAUUUUAUUCGACAACACGUCACUGUUGUAUUUUCCGGGUCAAUUUUUAUCCGGAAGGGUUUUACUGGAACUACAGGAAAACACGCCAGUACUAGGAUUGCACUUCCACGUGGUUGGCGAAUGUGUGGUGCGGGUACGUUCCGGUAGACAUGAGCGAUCGUACGACAAGGAAAACUACAUCGAUUUUCGCAUGCGGCUUCUGGGCGAACCGGACCAUCAAGGAGCGACCGUUCUUUCACCUGGGAUACACAGUUUUCCGUUUAAGCUGGGGCUUCCCGUCGAUCUCCCUUCCACGUUUCUUGGCCGCUACGGAUGGGUGCAAUACUUUUGCAAAGCUGCCUUGCGCGAGCCGUCCGGGCUGAUUCACAAAAAUCACCAAGUGUUCAUUGUUAUGAAUCCGAUCGACCUGAACACCGAACAAUCCUAUUUGGCGGAUCCUUUCAAGUGCAACAUUGAGCACAACCUCGGAGUUGCCUGCGUGGGUGGUGGCAUCGUAAAAUGCAAAAUAAUCCUGGACAGAGGCGGAUAUGUACCGGGGGAAUCAAUUUUGAUUAAUGCAACUGUAAACAACUCCAGCAAUGUAACAAUCAAAAGCACGAAGGCUGCAUUAACAGAGACCAUUCAAUAUUUCGCGCACGAUAAGGUGGUACAAACGGAAAAACGUGAGCUGGCGGUAAUUGCUCGUGGAAAAAUUCGAGCUGGCUGUCGGGACGAUUGGCAAAACGAAUCUCUGUAUGUUCCCCCGCUGCCUCCAACGAACCUACGCGGAUGCCAUCUCAUCCGGAUACAGUACGAUGUUUGCUUUUUGAUCGAACCGAAAUCAUUGGAGAAACAGGUUAAGCUGCAAUUGCCCAUCACACUAGGCACAUAUCCGUUUAAAACUAACGACGACGAGGACACAAACGAAUGGGCCGAAACCGUGUACAGGCCGGACACGCACUAUCCGUCAACAUUGCCAAUUUUCAGACCAUGGCUGCACGACAAAACGGAUUCUAAAUAGAAGCAACGUUCCGAGUGAUACACCUUAUUUCUAGCUAAGACAAUUUUGCAUUUUUAUAGUUUAGGCGGCGGCAUCUGCAUGGACGUGCCAUAUCCAAUUGAAAUCCAGUAUAAUAUUUGUGAGACAUCGUAUAUGUAUGUUAUGUAACGAGAAACGAUAGUUUAUUAAACGAAUAAAUGAUACUAUUUUACAAA